This is a messenger RNA of Habropoda laboriosa, 2274 nucleotides long. Its product is annotated as zinc transporter 2-like. Bases 585 to 1853 code for a protein of 422 amino acids. Gene Ontology annotation, cellular component: plasma membrane. Gene Ontology annotation, biological process: zinc ion transmembrane transport; response to zinc ion. The transcript has 8 exons. Gene Ontology annotation, molecular function: zinc ion transmembrane transporter activity. NCBI's taxonomy places the organism in Eukaryota, Metazoa, Arthropoda, Insecta, Hymenoptera, Apidae. The record is from RefSeq and is a predicted model, not a curated record.
GGAGAAUCGGAGGUGGUGGGGGGCAGGGGGUGGGGCGAAGUAGGAGGAGAAGAGAAUCGGUAGAGAGUAGCGAUCUUGAAGCGAAGAGGGAGAGAGUGAGAGGAAGCAAGAGAAACUCAUCGAGAGUUAAGCUAUCUGGUAAAACAAACGGACUAGGCUGGACAGAAGGUUUUCUACGAAAAGACGGUACGAAGUGGCAUGCGGGUUUCGUUAUUUAUGUAACUAGUGACGCGCGCACAGUCCGUCUACGUCUGUCCGAUCGGCGGAGGACUUGAUACGCGAGCACGAGCAGGAGCACGAGCACGAAAGUACUCGCGGAAUCGUUCUCGACCGAGCUCCCGUUUUGCCGUCUCGAGCCCCCUUAACCGCGUCGCGCGUCGGCACGCCCCGCUUCUCCUUGCCUCGCCUCGUCGCGCCUCGCGUCGCGUCGCGCCGUGCCAGGACGUCGUCGCGCGUCGUCUUCGUUUUCUUCCCUUUCGCUUUUCUGUUUCCAUAUUUUUUCGACCGAUCCACCGUCCCACGGUGAAUCGAUCCUGUGACACUCGUACACCGCAGGCGCACGCACACUCACUCGCACGAGGAUCAUGGACGACGAAAGGAUCAAGCUAUUUAAAGACAAGGCUGUGUACGGAUACGGGACGAGCAUUCCACCGAAUAACAACCAAGUCGAUGAGAACGAAGCGUCACCGAGGAAAGUGAUCUUUUGCGUGCACGGCAAGCUUUCGGGAUGCUGCACGGUUGUAAAGGGCAACGCGUCCAUCGACGAGAAUGCUACCAUCGCCGGCGAUUUUCAAGAAAAUUCUUCAACUGUACCGGAGGACCAUUGUCACAGAGAAAGAAACGAGGAGAUCGAUAAAAAGGCAAGAAAGAAAUUACUGCUUGCUAGUGCGCUAUGCGUAAUUUUUAUGAUAGCAGAAAUCGUAGGUGGUAUAUUGUCCAACAGUUUGGCAAUCGCAACGGACGCCGCACAUUUACUAACCGACUUCGCCUCCUUUAUGAUUUCCCUGUUCUCGAUAUGGGUAGCGAGCAGACCAGCCACGAGGAAAAUGCCUUUUGGCUGGUACCGGGCAGAGGUAAUAGGUGCUUUGACGUCGGUUCUACUGAUAUGGGUAGUCACUGGAAUCCUCUUUUAUCUGGCGGUCGAAAGAAUUGUUCACAAAAAUUUUGAACUGGACGCCAUCGUCAUGUUGAUCACAUCUGCCGUUGGCGUUGUGGUAAAUCUAGUAAUGGGUUUGUCUCUGCACCAGCACGGCCACACUCACGGUAGCAGUCAUGGUCACGGUCACGGUCACGGUCACGAUUCCUCCCACAAAACGAAUCGAAGCAUAGAGAACGAGAGAAUGGACGAAGAAAGUCUGGCCCGUGAUAAGAAAAAUAUCAACGUGCGUGCUGCCUUUAUUCAUGUUCUUGGAGAUUUUAUUCAAAGCAUAGGUGUUUUCGUUGCAGCGCUGGUUAUUUAUUUCAAGCCCAGUUGGAGCAUAGUUGAUCCAAUUUGCACCUUCCUAUUUUCACUGCUGGUGGUAUUGACCACGUUCGCCAUAAUCAAAGACGUGAUGAACGUCUUGAUGGAAGGAAUUCCAAAAGGAUUCGAAUACUCCCAAGUGGAGAGUACGUUUAUGCAAAUCGAUGGCGUCGUUAAGGUGCACAAUCUUCGUAUUUGGGCGCUUUCGUUGGAUAAAACUGCGCUCUCCGCGCAUCUCGCGAUAAAACCUGGCGCCAGUCCUCACGAUGUAUUACGUACCGCGACCAGAAACAUUCACGACAAGUACAAAUUUUUCGAAAUGACGCUUCAGAUAGAGGAGUUCGACGAGCGAAUGGAAAAUUGUAAACAGUGCAAAGCGUUGUCGCAGUAAUCGCAAAUCAUUUUUCACUUUUUCCUCGCAACCAAUCGUCGUCAGUUCAUGCAACUCGAAUCGUACAAUUCGAGUACGUAUGGUUCGCAAUCAAUCCGAGAGGAGAGCUCGUGUCGAGCUUCUCCAAAAGUAUGAUCUCCUGUAAGUUGAAACGACGCGUGGUGCUUUUCUCUUCGGUUAAUGCGUUCUGACCAUUUCAACCACGAAAACGAUCUCAACGAUGCGAACCAUUUGUACUAUACUUACCUAGCGUCCAGUCCGUCAAUUACAAGAUGAAAGAGAAUAAGACCUGUCUAGGUUAACGCGCAUUACUAUUCUCCUUUUAAUUUUAAACGUCACCUAUGGUGAAGCAAUGGAAUAGAAAAUUAAGCAAUACUCGCGAUCGAUCGUUUAUCCCCACAUUUUGCUUCGAAAUUCAUAA